UUAUUUGAAGAUAGUUAUACUUAUCUUUACAAAGAAAUAGUUAAAGCUAAAGCUAAUAAUAAUAUUGCAAGUCAAAAGCUUUUAAACUAUUACUUUCAAUUUGAUCCUGAUAAGUUGAAGGCUAACAUAUCUCAAGUCACAGACUUGGCUGAUUUAAAAUGUAUUCUCAUAAAUGAAUUCGAACUGUUAAAAAAAGUCAGACUACAAACUAUUAUAUUUCUAAAUAAUAACAAUACAUCUCUUUCUCCAGAUACUUGUUUACAAACUUUAGCAGACAAUACAACUGCUAAAACACCACUUUUUGUUCGUUACCUUCUCUCAAAUGCCAAUAGUAACUUUAAUUAUUUACGUUGUUCAGGCAAAUGUAAAAUACCACAUACCAGUAGUUCUUUAAGUUUAUUACAAGAAGAAGUUGUAAAAAGAUUUAACGAGUUACAAAUAAAAGAAUUUUACUUUUUUAAUGAUGAAACAAAAGAUGAGAUUCGAAAUGAAUAUAGCUUUAACAUUUUAGUAUCUUAG
Dentiscutata erythropus is the source of this 519-nucleotide messenger RNA. NCBI's taxonomy places the organism in Eukaryota, Fungi, Glomeromycota, Glomeromycetes, Diversisporales, Gigasporaceae. The record is from the annotation of a GenBank genome assembly.